UCAGAACCCUCCUUCGCCCAUAUAAAUACCUCUCCUUUAACAGAACCCUUCCUUGUUCUUCGCACCGUUGCUGGGGACGAAGCGUCACCCACUCACCAAUCUCUCUCUCUCUCUCUCUGUGGUUCUUCUGCAAGUGAAGAAGAAGACGAAGGGUUAAGGGUUUUUUUAUUUUAUGGGUUCGGAGAUGGAGGAUUCGGAAGGGAGCAGAUGCGACUCGCCGGUGUACCCAUGCCCGAGCUUCAACAGCUACACGUCUGGGGGGCUCGCCGAGGUCGCCAGCAGGGUCUGCCGGGAAGAGGAGCUGGGGUCCAAGACGGAGCUUGCCUCCGCCGAUUCCAGCGCGGGGGAUCAUGGCGGGGAUUGUCACGAGGAGGAGGACGAUUUCGAGUUCGUCUCCCUCGUCGAAAACCCCGACCAGGUCCUGAUUAGCGGUGGGUACGCCAGGCCGGUGUUCCCGGUGUUCAAUCGGGACCUCCUGUCGGGCGGUGGGGGUAGGGAGACUAGCCACCUCGGGGAGGACGAGAACGAGGAUGAGCGUUCGAUCAUGAUUCCGCUCAAGAACCUGUUCCUGGAGGACCGCGAUGCUCCGUCGUGCUCGUCGUCGGAGGCGGACGAGCUGGAGGGCGUGCCGGAGGGGACGUACUGCGUCUGGACCCCGAGGUCUCCGGCGGUGGAGCAGUCACCGAGCCGCUGCAAGAAGAGCAACUCCACAGGGUCGUGCUCUAAGAGGUGGAGGCUCCGGGAUCUGAUGCGGCGGAGCAACAGCGACGGCAAGGACUCGUUCGUCUUCCUCACUCCGUCGUCCAGCUCCAGCCCGACCGCGAAGAGCCCCGACUCCAAGGCCCCGGGGGCCGCCGGUCCCAAAGAAAAGAAAAGCCCCACCGGCGCCGAAGCUAAAAUUCCAGCAAGGCCGGGGAACAGCAGCAAGCCGGCAAAGGAGAAGGCCUCCUCGGCUUCCGCGCACGAGGCGUUCUACGUGAGGAACAGGGCCAUGAAAGAAGGCGAUCGGAAGAGGUCUUAUCUGCCGUACAGGAAAGAUCUCGUCGGUUUCUUUGCUACUGCGAGCGGCUUGGGCCGGAACUUCCCUCCGUUCUGAUGGCUAGCCGACUUUCCGGCAACCCACACCGGCGCGGUUUUCACAUUUUCUAAUUUUUAUUAAACCUUUAAAAAAGAAAAAAAAAAGCACGUAGAAAUUACAGAGAGGAGAAUGUUCCAAAGUACAGAAUCAUUGGGCUACUCUUCCUUAUGCUAUUCAUCGUGCUGUCUUGAUGAUUUCAUGUUGUACAUACAAUUUCUCUCCAUCGCUAGUUUGGAAUCGCAAUUUGAUCACUUGAUAUCGAAGAUGAAGUCAAGUCGGGAAUCACUCUCCCGUACUUUCCCGAAAAA
Messenger RNA from Punica granatum (pomegranate), 1386 nucleotides. The record is from RefSeq and is a predicted model, not a curated record. NCBI's taxonomy places the organism in Eukaryota, Viridiplantae, Streptophyta, Magnoliopsida, Myrtales, Lythraceae.